UCUAUCACCCCCUGCUCUCAAAUCUUUACCACCAUGAGAAGCGCUGAACAAAGAAACAGCAUCAUCACUUCAAAGCGGAAUGCAAGAGACAAGGCGCUGGGUUUUGCUAGUCCUUAUUUGGUGAACGACCAUGACGUCUAUACCAAAGCAAUGGCCAGCGAAAUUGUGCAAAGGAUAGCCAAAGAAGAAUGGACCUCUUCUCGAGUCCUUGAGGCAUACAUUGCACAAUCUGCCAUGGCCCAGGCCGAGGCGAACUGUCUUACAGAAGUCUUAUAUGAGGACGCCCGAAAACGAGCAAAAGAGCUUGACGCAGAAUUUGCGACUACAAAGACAUUGCGGGGACCUUUCCAUGGUGUUCCAUUCAGCGUCAAGGAUAAUUAUCAGAUUGAAGGAUACAACACGACGACUGGUCUCACCGCGUGGGCCAACAACCCAGGCAAAAAAGACGCUUGCCUCGUUGCUCAACUCAGAGCUGCUGGUGCCAUCAUCUUCGUGAAGACCAAUGUACCGCAGACAAUGUUCGCGUUCGAGUGCUCUGUAAAAAUGUAUUCAAUUGUAGUGGCUGAUCUCUUGGUGAUCAUCUCACGCGAUGCAAUGUCUCCCGUUCACCCUGUCGUAUAG
Suillus fuscotomentosus is the source of this 621-nucleotide messenger RNA. Its product is annotated as amidase signature domain-containing protein. Lineage: Eukaryota; Fungi; Basidiomycota; Agaricomycetes; Boletales; Suillaceae. The record is from RefSeq and is a predicted model, not a curated record. The transcript is spliced from 5 exons. The coding region runs from base 34 to 621 and encodes 195 amino acids.